Molecule: messenger RNA, 6930 nt
Organism: Varanus komodoensis (Komodo dragon)
Lineage: Eukaryota; Metazoa; Chordata; Lepidosauria; Squamata; Varanidae
Gene: MFSD11
Product: major facilitator superfamily domain containing 11
Exons: 14
Coding region: 340-1683 (447 amino acids)
Source: RefSeq, a predicted model, not a curated record
CUGCCCCGGAAGUAAUCUGGAACCUUCCCACGCUCGGCAGUUAUCUCAAGAGUUAAAUUAAGUUUAAUUACGUUCCCCCUUUUUGAACGGGACAUGGUGAUAGAAAAGAUAUCUUUAGCGGAACUGGAACAAAUGGAGGAAGACGGCAACUAUUAUCAGCUUUGAAUGCUUAGAUGCCGUUAGGACGAAACCCCGGAAGGGAUUAUAUGUAUUUUCCCGAGCUCGGAUACUAUUAUUUUUUAAAUGCCAACAAGUACAAAAGAGAAACUUUAAAAGGAACAGCUUAAAAGGUAGACAUUCUCCAAGAUUCAGGCUGAUAUCAUCCUGAGAAAACAGAAAAUGAAUUCUGAAUCAAAAAAGCAGUUGAAUAUCAUAGUUCUAGGAACAGCUUUUAUGUUUAUGUUCACUGCUUUCCAAACUUGCGGAAAUGUUGCGCAAACUGUUAUUACAAAUUUAAACCAAACUGAUUUUCAUGGCAGUGGCUAUACAAGCAUGGCUGUUAUUUAUGGGGUGUUUUCAGCAUCAAAUCUGAUUUCGCCAUCAGUGGUUGCCAUCAUAGGACCGCAAUUGUCCAUGUUUAUUAGUGGCAUAUUUUACAGCAUAUACAUUGCCAUUUUUAUCCAGCCUUCUACUUGGACUUUCUACACUGCCUCUGUUUUCCUUGGAAUAGCUGCCGCGGUACUCUGGACUGCUCAGGGAAACUGUCUGACAAUAAAUUCUGAUGAGAAUACCAUUGGCAGAAACAGUGGAAUAUUCUGGGCAUUAUUACAGUCCAGCUUGUUUUUUGGAAAUCUAUAUAUAUACUUUGCUUGGCAAGGGAAAACUCACAUAUCAGAGAGUGACCGUAGGACUGUCUUCAUCGCUCUAACAGUGAUCAGUCUUGUCGGCACCGUUCUGUUUUUUCUCAUUAGAACUCCAGAAGAAUCAAAGUCGGAGGAAGACGAAACCACUUCUGAUAACUUUAGAGAACACACGUCUGGCCAGAGCAAAAUGACAAAGGCUGUAGAUGCAUUUAAAAGAUCUAUCAAGCUGUGUGGCACAAAAGAGAUUCUGCUACUUAGCAUCACAACAGCUUAUACAGGUCUGGAAUUAACAUUUUUCUCUGGAGUAUAUGGGACCUGCAUAGGUGCUGUAAAUAAAUUUGGUACUGAAGAAAAAAGCCUUAUUGGGCUCUCUGGUAUUUUUAUUGGCAUUGGAGAAAUAUUAGGUGGAGGAAUCUUUGGCCUCUUGAGCAAGAAUAACCGAUUUGGCAGGAACUCAGUGGUGAUGUUAGGCAUUGUCGUCCAUUUUGUAGCCUUUUACUUGAUUUUCUACAACAUACCAAAUGAUGCCCCCAUUGCAUCUAUUCAUGGGACAGACAGCGUAGCAUUCAUGGAACCAAGCAAAGAAGUGGCAAUUUUUUGCAGCUUCUUAUUGGGCCUUGGUGAUAGCUGUUUCAACACUCAACUUCUUAGUAUUUUGGGAUUUCUGUAUUCAGAAAACAGUGCACCUGCAUUUGCAAUCUUUAAAUUCAUCCAGUCUGUCUGCGCAGCCAUUGCUUUCUUCUACAGCAAUUAUCUGCUUCUUCAAUGGCAGCUUCUGAUUAUGGCUGUGGUUGGAUUCUUUGGGACACUUUCGUUCUUCACCGUGGAGUGGAAGGCCCCAGCUUUUGUCUCCAAAGCCUCUGAUUAUAGCAGCAUUUGAUGAAGGCGUUUUCAUUGAAAUGAGACAGUGUUCUCAUGCAAACACACCCAAACACAUUAAAAAAACUUGCUAACAGAAAAAACAAACACCAAAGAUUUAAGAAAAGGUUCCUUUGUCAGCUAGUGGUAAUGAAAAUCACACGCUACAAUGUGGAAAAAGGACCUGGUGACUGGGGCACAGAGGUGUGCUUUUUUUAAUUUCUACUUUCAGAGUGCAUCUUGGCUUUAUGACUACCCAUUGUAGAAAUUUUACCAUUUCCCUUUUUAAUUAUUUUCCUUUUUCUGUUUCUGAAGCCUUGCAAACCACAGCCUUGUCAAAAAAAAAUUGUAUGUAUGAAAAUAUUCCUGCCAACCCAUUGACCCAGAAGAUGAAUAUACAGAUGUAUUUUGAGAAGACCAGCUCCAUUUAUGAAAUUCUGUAGAAAGGAUUCUACUGCUUUAAUUUGUUUUCUAAUCUUGUUUUUUCUUACAGUCUUAUAUUACAAUGUGAAAUAGCAACUUUUAAAAAGAGAGGGUAAACAUUAUGGGAUAGUAACAUAAGGGAAUUAAAUGCACAUACACAGUAUUUUCCUAAGUUUAUGUGAAAUCUAAUCAGACAUAAAAAGCGAGAGCCCCUGUAGUCCCAGUAUCUUUCCCUGUAUGUUAAGAGACUAUAUUAUCUUUUUUCAGGAUUACAUUUGUAAUAGAAUUUGCUGCUAUAAGAUUACUUCAGAAAUCCCCAAGGACUUUUCCCUAAUAAUCAAACAAAUACUCUCAUACCUUAGUGGCCUUGGUAAAUUCAAGGUGACUUGCUGGAUGCAUGAAAAGAGGUGUCUUUUGGGAAAGUCCCAUGUGGGAUUUUAGCCUUGUUUAUGUCAAUUAAUAUUUUGGGCAGCGGCAUUUGGGGAAAGCCUCAACUAUUGCAAUCUACCGUUUUUUAAAAAAACUAAUUAUGCUUUGAAUAUACUCUGAAUGUCCUAUUCUGAGUACACAUUGCCAGGGCAUUAAGGAAGAACAUCACUAAGGACAAUGACACAAGAAUAUCGGGGCUAUUUAAAAUGGAUUUAUACUGAAUGUACAAUGUAAUCUAAUGAUACCUACUUGGAAAUACGUCCUGCUGAUUUCAGUGUGUAGGUAAAUGUGUAUAGGAUUACAGCCCAAGGGUGCAGUCUCUUUGAUUGUGCCCUGGAUGCUGCUAAGUGCCAAACUCUGAAACAGUGCAGAGUGGGAAAGGCAGUGAAAGUACUCUCUGCCACCCUGCUCUUCCUACUGCGGUUCAGUGUGAUGGCUGAAUUGUCCAUCUGAGUUGCUUCAGAGUGGGAGGGAAGGAGGCUGGUUUUCCAUCAGGAUACUCUCAUCAGGACUCAGGUUAGUCCUAGUCUCCUCCCCUCCCUGUCCCCGCAAGGACACCCCUCUCUGAGGUUGGUUUCCUGACUUGGGAGAAGUAGCCAGUGUGAUCAAAGCGCAGACCAGCUCCCCCAAGGUCAGGGACGUUUCCAUUCUCAGAGCUGGAAAAUGAAGUAUCCUAUGGUCCACAGAUAUGUGACAAUCACAUGUGUCUGUGCUUUUGCGUUUGCACAAUAGACAUGCAAAUCCUCAGAAAAACUAACAUUUGACUUGAAUUAAGUUAAUUUCCAGAAUAAUUCCAUUGAUGUCAGUGAGAUUCCUGUAGAAGAAAUUAUUUGAUAAUUUCUAUCUGCUCAGGGGAGUAAUUUCCCAAGGGCAGUGCUGAAAGAGGGGGAAAAUGUUUAUUUUUCUUCUCAAAGGGUGAUGGAUGAAAAGGAUGCUUCAAGGCUAGAAGUAAGAAGCUUACACUUAGAGUUGCUGGUGUGCAAGCCUCAUGGGAAUGACUUCAUUUAGACCUCAGAUAAAACAAGAGUUCAGUGGGUUGUGUUCAGAACUCUUACUGUGAAGUAACCCCACUUCAUGCAGUAGGACUACAUGAAAACUAUGGGUUGAGGUUUGCAAGCUUAAAGGGAGUGCCUUUUAAAUAUAUACUUGAAGUUUGUGUUCAGUAAGCUAAUAAUAUUGGUAGGUGUAUCUUUUGUAAAUGUAGGAUCAGAUUUGUGCACAUAUAUUUCACACAAAAACAAAAAGUAGUUUACAAUUGCACUAUUUUUUAAAAGUGUCUUCUGCGUAUGGGUGAGUGUUACUAUUGAGCCUACAAUCCUCUGUGAGUAAACCUCAUUGAACUCAGUAAGUCUGAAUAGAAUUGUAUUGCUGGAGCAGUAAAAAGUAGCAUAUGAGGAAGGCUACAAUCCUCUGAACUCUUACUUAAGAAUGUAUUACACUGAUGUCAGUGGGAUCUACUUUUGAGUAAAUAUAGUUAAUCUGAGUGUAUGACAACAGUCCCAGGUAAUGCUUAUUAGGGUGUAAGUUCUGUUCCAUUCAGUGGGACAUACUUCUGUAAGUUCAUAGUGUUCCGAAGUAGACCAUUUAAAAAAUGAGGACUACAUUUGUUUUUUGCAGACUAUGACCAGAUUGGAAAAGCAAGACAAGAUAUAUUUAGAAAAACAAACACCAAAAAUAUAUACAAAGAUAUAUACAAGUGUUCAUGCUGAGUGAAUCCACAACUGCUCACCUGAGUUCUCAGUUGUAACAGAAAAAAACUUAGUAACAUUUUCACUAACUACAGGAAUAGUGUUGGCUAAACAGUAAGAUACAUAAAACUGACUGUCUCUGCCAGGAAACUUAGAUAAUAAAGGCACAGUCAAUUCUCUCCUAAUAUCCUGAUAGGACCUCCAAUAUAAUAAAACAUGCAUUGCAUUUUCUAAAUCCCUGGACAACAGUGUUGCCAUGAAGACUCUUGACUGAAUCUCCUCUCCGACAUAGCAGAUGGUAAAGCAUUUACAUACACCAGUAUAACUGCAGCCUGAGGUUAUACAUCAGAACAGUUUUUAGAUAGUUAGCCCCUUGGCUCCCAGUAGGGAACUGAAUGCCAAAAAUAGAAAAAAAUUAGCUGCCAGGAAUAUCAAUGUUUGCCAUGCAGUAUUGUACAAUCUUAACAAAAGGACUGUUCCUUUUCCUUGGAAGGACUAAAUGGUAUUGAAUAUGCAGCAAGGAGUAUACUCAAUAUCAUUUUUAAUUGGAUCACCAGCUCCUAACUUGGGCUUAUUAAUCAAUACAGUCUAAUGCUCUAAUUGUAUUUCAGAGGCAAACCUGUGGAGCCUACAACUUAUUUUCUCCACGGAAAUUUUGCAACAGACUGUUUCCAUUAGAGCUGUCAAGCUGAAUUAGUUAGCUGAAAGCAUGGCCCUAUGUUUGUUAAGACAGAAGUUCUACAACUACCAACAUUCCACAUCUUCUGUCUAAAAAUGUAUAGGAUCAUGCCUCUAGUCAAUUGCUUUGUUUUGCAUCACUGAACUGAAGAAAUUACUUCUGAGUAGGCAUGUAUUAAUCCAUGGAAAAAUAAACAAGUAUUAGAUGACCAACUAUUUUAACUGAGUGACAGCCAUAAUUGUUUUUCAGCCUAUUAACUAUAGCAGGCUGUACCAUUCCAGAGCCACCCAGUACCCCUUGUGGGUAUUUUUACUGCUAGGAAUGAAAGCAUGGGUCUAUCUGGGGGACCCAAACAGUCAUUUUCUUCAAAGCCCAUAAUAAGGAAAAACACUUGACCUUGUCAGUGCUGCACAUGAUUGUGGUCACCUAUGAAGAAGCAUGCAAUUUACUUCUGCUGUGUUGUUGAACUAUGUCGUGAGUCCUAAAAAGGAUAGGUGUAAAUGUAUUUCUGGCAUCACAAAAUUUAUGAUGCUGAAAAAUGCACGCUGUGUUUGGGAAGAUACUGUUCUUGAAAUUGGCAUGCCUCAGAAACCUUGCUCAUUGCGGCAUCAUUAUUGGUGAUGCAAUACUUUAUUUUAUUAGGUGUUUUAAACAAGUUUACUGAAGGGAAUGCAUCUCCAUAAAAUGCUAUUUUAAAAAUCAUCCUGCAGGGACAAAGAUUGUCUCUCUCUAUAUCUUUCUCUCUCAAGAAAAUGAGCAAGUGAGCAUGCGCUUCUUCAGCAUACAUGCAUCCUAAAUAGGCAGCCAUAGUGAUCACUGAAUGAUUUUUGCUACCGGAUUAACCAUCAUAGCUCAAGAUGAAUUCCCAAGGGUCAUUCUGCCAUUAUUUUAACAAGGCAAGUUUUAUGCACAGACAUCAAAUUGUUAGUUUGUGGGCAACAGGAGACUGAGUCAGGGCCUUAAAAGAUCCUGGGGGCGGAGGGGGUGGGAAGGAAGAGCAUCAUAGCAUCUCCAGCUUUGACCCUUGACUAAGUAGAAACUGGAGGCAUGCAGGCCCAAGAAGGUUAUUCCUCAUUUACACACCAGUGGUUGGAGAAGAGCUGCAACAAUGACUCGGUUGUGAGCAAAGUCACUUAACUUUUAUCAGGAAAUAUCUUUAAAAGGAUGUAUUGGGAACCACAACUGCAUGGGCUAAUUAGGCUAAUUUUAUUUGGUUAUUUUACAUUAUGGAUUGUAGAAUGUCAGAACAAGUGUCAUUUCCAGAAAGAACUGGUUGAACUUCCCCCAGCUGUUCAUUUGAUCCAGAAAUGGAUUCAUGGUUUUUGUUGUUGUGGAGCGAAUGAAAACCAAGGAACAGAGAACCAAAUGAAGCAAAAAGCUCACAAAAAUAGGGAGUUGGUGCCAUCAGUCACUGCAUCUCUCAGAGAGAGAGGAGACAUCAAUUCACAGAAACAACCUGAGGCUUCUUUAAAGAAAAAUUUCAGCUGGGGAGAAGCACUGCAUCUGCAAUUAGUUUGAGCCAUUAGAUUUUAUCAGCAUGAAUUUUGCAGUGCAUUUGCCUUGAUGUUUGGCAUUAUUCUUUCCAAUCAUAACAAUUUUGUAAAAUAGAUUUUCUGGUUUUGUUCUAAUUGCGUUUAUGUUGAUUGUUCAGGGCUGAGCAACUUUUGAAUCUCAAGAUACUUUGACCUACAACUCCUAUGACUGUGCUAGCUGGGAGUGAUGGAAAUUGUAGGCCAAAACAUCUGGAAGGCUUUAGGUUCCUCAUCCCUGCUCUAGAACCUCUAUUCUUUAUGAUUAAAUGUAUUCUGUUAUAUCACCUAGCCUGUGAAAAUGUUGAGGAUAGUUUUGCUUCAUUUCUUUCCAUUACACCUACCCAUAUAAAAGUGAAUCACAACAAAUCUAUCUGUAUUUUGCAAAUAGGCUUAGAGACUUUGGGGUUAAAUACAUGAGAUGGAUUAUGUACAAAAUUCUUUGCUGUAUCUGGCCUCACUCUAGAGAACAAUUAAAUUCAUUCUUUGUUACAUUAAUAAACCAUUUCACCAAUGCUGUA